GCGUCCUCACGACAUCAUCGUCAUCGCCUCGAGGUCCUGAGAUCGUCGUCAUGUCGUCGUCGAGUGAUCAGCUGGCUGCUGCACUCAGCGCUGCGGCAUCCAAGCCAUCGCAGAGUAGAGCACAGGCAUACCAGGACAUCCUCGUCUCGCUCCUCGAGCAGCCACGCUCUUCCUUGUCCGCAGAAGCACUCGUCCAAGCUUGCUCCGACUACCUCGACGCCACCGUCUUCUCUGAACUCAACUCGUCGGGAGGAGGGCUCGUAGUGGGACGAAACACUCUUACUGCAUUCGAUGAGGCUAUCAAGAAGGCCGGGCAUGGGGAGGCAGAGGCGAUGCAGGGUGAUGACGAUGACGAAGACCCGUCUAAGCCAGCCAUCCGCGACGAAGAGGUGCAGAAGGAGAUUCUCGAGGCUGCCCUCGCCAAGGUUCAGCCCAGAGUACUCAGCUUCGAAGAGCAGUCCACCUCUCUGCGCCUUCAUCUGGCCGACAUCCACGAGUCGCUCCAGGACUGGUCAUCAGCGGCUAGCGUCUUGCAGGGCAUUCCACUCGAUUCUGGCCAUCGAGCUGUUUCGGAAUUGCAGAAGCUGCGCAUCUACGUCCGCAUCGUGCGUCUACUCCUCGAAGCAGACGAUGCCAUUGGCGCAGACGUCUACCUCAAGAGGGCCAGCAUGGUUGUCCAUCUCGUCCCAGGAGCAAGAUCGGGAUCGAUUACAGGUCCAUCGACUUCCAGCACGACCGCCUCGGCCUCACCUGAGGAUGUCAAGCAGGGCAAACUUCUCGGCCUUCAAUACAAGCUGUGCCAGGCUAGGAUCUACGACUCGCAACGCCGUUUCGCCGACGCAGCUGUGCGCUUCCAUGAGCUCAGCUACAUUGCAGAAAUCGAUGAGCAGGAGAGGACGAUGAUGCUGUCGGCCGCUGUUACCGCCUCAAUCCUAGCUCCAGCUGGUCCUCACCGCUCUCGCAUCCUUUCUACCCUGGUGCGAGAUGAGCGAGUAGCUGCUCUACCCCAGUCCACCAUCUUGUCCAAGGUCUUUCUCGACCAGAUCAUCAGGCCAGACGAAAUCGCUGCGUUCGAGGAACUGCUGCAACCGCACCAAAAGGCCAUGCUCUCUCGCGCCGGCAACGAGCGCGAAGUGAUGAGACUCGAGGAAGAAGCGGCGGCAGCAGCAUCGGCGGAGCCAGCAGCUCAAGGCUCGACUGCAGCAAAGAAGGUCAAGAAUGCCCCGACCACCGUUCUAGACCGAGCAAUGAUGGAGCACAACAUCUUGGCCUCGUCACGUAUUUACCUCAACAUUACGCUGGCCGGAUUAGGAUCGCUGCUGAAUCUCACGACGACGGGUGCAGAGACGAUUGUCCGGCGCAUGAUUGUUCAGGGCCGCAUCAAGGCAGAGAUAGACCAGGUAGACGGCUUGCUCACUUUCCUCGAAAGCAGCCAGAUGGAGCCUACGGCGGGAGGUCUGGGUCUGGGUACAGGAGCAGAGUCGGGUGGAGGUGACGCAGCGGCAGCGGACGACGACGAUGCGACGCCUGUCGGCGAAGGGGAUGGGUUGAUUCGAAGGUGGGACGCUCGCAUUGCGCGUACGGCUGGUGCGCUGGAAGAAGUGUGCAGCAGGAUUGCUUCGCAGUCGCAGGCGUAGGCGGCGCGGCAUGACUGCCAUGCGUAGACUACAAUGUAAGCUCUUCUUAGCUAGCAGCGGCCCAAUCUUUUUCGCGUAGCAAUGACGAGCAAUGGUGGUCCCCUGCUCC
Messenger RNA from Jaminaea rosea, 1746 nucleotides. RefSeq lists its product as hypothetical. The transcript has 4 exons. Gene Ontology annotation, cellular component: cytosol; COP9 signalosome. The record is from RefSeq and is a predicted model, not a curated record. Bases 51 to 1637 code for a protein of 528 amino acids. NCBI's taxonomy places the organism in Eukaryota, Fungi, Basidiomycota, Exobasidiomycetes, Microstromatales.